UGUCUUCAGUUCUGUGGCGCUGAAGAUGGCCGAGCAGCGCGAGCCCGUACGCCAGGGAAUGCGGAUCGCUGUGUUGUGUCUGUGCUGGUACACCGUCAGCUCGGGCGGCAACGUGAUCAACAAAAUCAUCCUCAACAGCUUCCCCUACCCGGUCACCGUUUCUCUCUUUCACAUCCUAUCCAUCAUCGUGUUUCUGCCGCCGCUGCUGCGAGCAUGGGGGGUACCGCGAACCGAGUUCCCGGUCCCGUACUACCGCUGGUUCAUUCUGCCGCUCGCUUUCGGGAAAUACUUCGCCUCCGUCUCGGCCCACUUCAGCAUAUGGAAGGUUCCGGUGUCGUACGCGCACACGGUGAAGGCCACCAUGCCCAUCUGGGUGGUUCUGCUGUCACGGAUAAUCAUGAAAGAGAAGCAAACUACUAAGGUUUAUGUCUCUCUCAUACCCAUCAUCGGAGGUGUCCUGUUGGCUACGGUCACUGAAUUGUCCUUUGACCUCUCUGGAUUGAUCAGCGCACUUGCAGCCACACUCUGCUUCUCCUUACAAAACAUUUUCUCCAAAAAGGUCCUGCGUGACACGAGGAUCCAUCACCUGCAGCUGCUGAACAUGCUGGGCUUCAAUGCGCUUAUGUUUAUGCUUCCCACAUGGCUCUUAGUGGAUCUCUCAUCAUUCCUCAUGGAAGGAGAUAUGGCGGAUGUUACCAACGGGACAGGAACCUUAGUGCUGCUUCUCAUCAGCGGGUUCUGCAACUUUGCACAGAACAUGAUCGCUUUCAGCGUGCUAAAUCUGGUCAGCCCGCUGAGUUACGCCGUGGCCAAUGCGACAAAGAGGAUCAUGGUCAUCACAAUAUCCCUGCUGAUGCUCAGAAACCCCGUCAACACCUCCAACAUCAUCGGCAUGCUGACGGCAAUACUGGGCGUCUUCCUCUACAACAAGGCGAAAUACGACGACAACCAGGAAGCCAAAAAGAAACUGCUGCCGGUUUCUGCGCAGGAUCUGGUUUCAUUCGACAAGCCCCAGUCCAACGGCACAAUUCCUUUCGCGCACACUACAGACUUUCAGCACGGGCGGACCACGGUCCUCACCGACCACUUUCAGUACAGCCGACAGGCCUACACAACAAACCACAGCUCCAGCCAGUAUGUUGUGUGAGUCGAGCACUUCGAAGGACUCUAAAGACUGAUCUCAGACCUCCGUAUUUGAGAACGGGCGGCCGCUUCUUUCAUAUGGACCUGGACUAGUUGAAGUUGGAAAAGGAAUGUUCUCUCAUCCUACUGCGUCUUUUCCCAUACAGACCUGUUAUUUAUUUUGUUGCAGAUCUUAUAUUGUCCAUUUCCCCUUUGUGAAGGUAGUCAGUGAGAAAAUGCGUGCGUUGAAUUAUUGUCGUGGGGAAAAAAUGGCACUUGAAGGAUCAAAAGAGUGAUUUGCACGAGGCGCAUUUUAAUGCGGUUCAGAAUGUAACGCAUCGCCGUCAUGCUACUGUAAGUGAGUGACAGAUAGACAAACAUCAAGACCUCUGCCAUACAUCAUACACUGGCUCACAGCAAAUACCAAUGCAUCAGGGUAUUAGUCAAUAUUCCUGUCUGGGUUUGUGUCUCCUGUUUGUAAAUAUUUUAUUUAUUUUUAUAGUGGGGGGUGCGUUUAUUAGACCAUAUCAUAAACUGAAAACACUUUUUGGAAUGUCAGUGUCUGUGAAGAAAUCCUUUGGAUUUGUUGUUUUCUCCCCUCUUUUGGGUUGAUGAUAGAAGAGGGUCAUUGUACAAGAUCAUGUGAAUCAUUACAUGCAUGAUGAUGAUGAUUAUUAUUAUUUUCUUUAAGGUGAAGCAGUAUGUGUGAAAUGACAGUGGACAUUUAUAUGCAAUAGACAUCACUAAUGAAUUUGUACAAUAUUAAAAUUGUUGUCGAGCAUUUACAGAACUGGUUAGAGAUGAAAACACGAUUCUUAUAUUCUCCAUCAGAUAUUAAAAACUGUCUUCGUAAGAUCGAGGAUAUUAAGAAGCUGCUGUUUCUCAAUGUGAUACUGUGAGGACAGUCCUCCAAAAAGGUGCAAUAUUGUUUUCAAUCAUGAUAUCUUUCAAUGACUUAAAUGGGGGACAUGUGCAUAUAACACACUGUGCUCCAUUUGCCGUCCCAGAGGAAAUCCGCAGUCAUUGAACAGACGUUUUCUGUACUGGUAGGAACAUGACACAAAUCUUUCACAGGUUUCUUUGUUGAACUUCACGCCAGUUUUAGUUUUUUCCUCGAUUUACCAACGUUUCUUUCUUCUCUAAAGUGUCUUGCUGCUGGAAAGUAUGACACAGCUCGGCAAAAGCAUGCACAGUGGCGGCAUUACUCGGAAAAGAUAAAAUGUAGAGUUUUAUAUUUUGUUGCGAAUCCAUUGCACAGUAAAGAUGUGUCUUGACUGAUGAGCUUCAUGGAAGGAUUCACUUUUUUUAUUGGAAUGUUCAAAUGUCUCAAAGUGGUUUAUUGGUAUUGUGUAUAAUGUCAGCAGCUUGGAAUGAAAGGUUGUCUAUGGGUGUGGUCUUAAUCAUUUUUCCUGUUUUUAUUGGUUCAUAGCUAUCACUGUUAUUCUAUGAUGUCACUGGGGGAGUGGCUUAGCUUGAGUUCUUUUGAUUGGUGCAGAUUUGUCCUUUUUGAGCCAGUUAAUUGUAAUUUCUUUGUAAACGUAAACAAAAUUGAACAUCCAUCUUUAUUAAUACGUUGUCAUUUUGACAGUUCAAAGUGCAAAGUCAAUAUUCAUAAACAGACCCGAAACCUUGAAUAUAACCAUCGGAUCAGUACCAAUAUUACAACGACCUUCAUAUUCAGAUAAUCAUGCAGUACUGUAGUAUUUGAUGUUCAUUGACUUGUUUUGAUCAGCUUCAGAAUCUUUAAGCUCUUAGACCUUCAUAUGGGUUUCAUGUGUGUCUCUAUAUUAUGACAGUCAUGUUGAGUCUCAUUUAGUUGUUUUUCUAUGUUAUAUUUGAUUUUAAGAUGCCUUGGUACGGUUAAUGUUACAUUUUAUCUUGUCAACCUUAAGGUUAUAAGAUGAAUUAUUUUUAAAUGUGAAAAUAAAGAUGAAUUGAUAAGA
Molecule: messenger RNA, 3065 nt
Organism: Triplophysa dalaica
Lineage: Eukaryota; Metazoa; Chordata; Actinopteri; Cypriniformes; Nemacheilidae
Gene: slc35e1
Product: solute carrier family 35 member E1
Exons: 6
Coding region: 26-1147 (373 amino acids)
Cellular component (GO): Golgi apparatus
Molecular function (GO): antiporter activity
Source: RefSeq, a predicted model, not a curated record